CACAAUUUCUCAUAUUGUUCAGGUCAGAGUUCUUCCAUUUCAUAUCUGUUGAAUUUUUGGUGGUAAAAAGAGGGGAGAGAGGACUUGGAAGAAAAGGAGAGACAGGCGGAGUUCCCUCUUUUGGUGAGCUCUCACUUCUUUUCAUUUGCUGCCACUGUGUUGCAGCUUUGACACUACAACUCCAAGAAUACCUUUAACUUAUUUCCGAUCUCUGGAGGAGUAAGAAACUGCUGCAAAACACAGUAAAACUCUAUUCAGAUUGCAUAUCUUCAUUGCUUCAACAAUUGCUCUAUCUGGCAAUCUGCUGCCUGAACCAUUCUCAAAUACAGUGGAAAAAAUGCACAAAGCGGUAAAGCAGUUGGAUGAUGCAUACCUCAAAUCAGCUCUUGCCUACAUGGAGAAAGUGCCUUCAAAACAAAUGGUUUCACCGGCAGAAAAUAACCUCCUAUGCCUUAACCUUUUUAUCAUCAGCUGGUGGAGGUUACCCAUCCAUGAUGCAGAUUUUGGGUGGGGUCGUCCGAUUUUCAUGGGAAGGGCAACAAUAGGUGAAGGAAUGUCCUAUAUAUUACCGAGUCCAAUGGAUGAUGGUAGUUUGAAAUUGAAAAUAGGCUUGGAGACCUCUCACAUGAAGCUCUUUCAGAAGCUUAUUUGUAACUAAUGAUCCCUCAUGGCUUCCUAACCAUGAGGAUGCAUUGUCUAAGUAGAAAAGAUUCUCUACAAGAAACUAUGUUGCAGCAAAUAACCAUAUUAUCCUUGC
This is a messenger RNA of Rubroshorea leprosula, 757 nucleotides long. Lineage: Eukaryota; Viridiplantae; Streptophyta; Magnoliopsida; Malvales; Dipterocarpaceae. The record is from the annotation of a GenBank genome assembly.